Mangifera indica (mango) is the source of this 1410-nucleotide messenger RNA. Its product is annotated as homeobox-leucine zipper protein HAT4-like. Bases 172 to 1134 code for a protein of 320 amino acids. The transcript is spliced from 4 exons. The record is from RefSeq and is a predicted model, not a curated record. Gene Ontology annotation, biological process: regulation of DNA-templated transcription. Gene Ontology annotation, cellular component: nucleus. Gene Ontology annotation, molecular function: DNA-binding transcription factor activity, RNA polymerase II-specific; sequence-specific DNA binding. Lineage: Eukaryota; Viridiplantae; Streptophyta; Magnoliopsida; Sapindales; Anacardiaceae.
ACCUAUUCUCUUCUUUCUAUAUAAUCUCAACUCAACCCCUCUCUUACAUUCAUCAGCUGAGCUCUUUCAGUCUUUCUCUCUCUCUCUCUCUCUCUUUUUCAAAACGAGAAGCCUUCUGCCUAGGUUUUCUCAUCAUUUUACAGUUAAUAACUCAACUGCUUCAUCGAUACCAUGGUUGAGAAAGACGAUCUGGGUUUGAGUCUUAGCUUGAGCUUUCCUCAGAAUCAUAAUUCCCUACACCCUAAUCUUAUGCCUUCACUGGUUCCAUCGUCUGCGUCUUCGUCUUCUCCUUCUUCUGUCUUCAAUCUUCACAAACACUUCCCUUCUUCAGAUCCAACCUCAAAUAUUCAUAAGCCAGCUACCAAACCAAGUAUUCUGUGUAUCUUAUUGGGGUUUUCACAUGCAGAUCCAAAUUCCGAGUCCUGCCGUGUUGAGACCCGGUCUUUUCUUAGAGGAAUCGACGUGAACCGGUUGCCAUCUCAAGCGGAUAACGAAGACGAAGCUGGUGUCUCCUCGCCUAACAGUACGAUAUCGACUGUGAGUGGCAAGAGAAGCGAGAGAGAACCGAAUGGAGAAGAGCUUGAGAUUGAGAGGUCUUGUUCUCGUGGUAUCAGUGACGAAGAAGAUGGUGAUACUUCAAGAAAGAAGCUCAGGUUGUCUAAAGAUCAGUCAGCCAUUCUUGAAGAGAGCUUCAAAGAACACAACACUCUCAACCCCAAGCAAAAGACGGCCUUGGCUAAGCAGCUAGGCCUCAGACCUAGGCAAGUGGAAGUGUGGUUCCAGAACCGAAGGGCAAGGACCAAGCUGAAGCAAACAGAGGUUGACUGUGAGUUUUUAAAGAGAUGCUGUGAAAAUCUAACGGACGAGAACAGGAGGUUGCAGAAGGAAGUUCAAGAGCUGAGAGCACUGAAACUUUCCCCGCAAUUCUACAUGCAAAUGACCCCACCCACAACACUCACCAUGUGUCCAUCAUGUGAGCGUGUAGCAGUUCCACCUUCUGCCCCAUCCUCUGCCGUUGAUCACCGGUCCCAUCAAAUGGCUCAAACCCAUCACAGGCCAAUUCCCAUCCACCCGUGGGCCCGGACAGCUCCGAUGCCUCAUGGACUGUUCGAUGCUCUUCGUCCUAGAUCGUAAUUAGAGGGUUACAUGGAAGGGUACAAGUGGAAAAGCAAUUGUAAUAGCGUAGUAGUAGCGUGGAAUGUUCAAAGUCGUAGGCCUAAGAUAUGGUUAGUAGGGUAUGAUUUGGUGGGUCUCUCUAGAAUUAUGUUUUAACUUAAUUCUAGUGCCAAUUAGUAAUUAAUUUGGUGCUUAUAUCAAAGGGAGAAGCGAAACUCGGGGUGUAAAGUUGAAUAUCUCAUUAUUGAUUUGACCAAUUUAAGUAAUUAAUCUCAUUGUCUUCUAAUUUACCAA